UUCUAGGUCUUCCUUCCAUUCUUCGUUUUCUCUUUUUGCUAAGAGAAAAAUCAACUUUAGUAGAAAAAAUGUCUAAUCUGCAGCUAAAAGAGGCAGCUCUUGUGUACCUUGAUAGAAGUGGAGGCCUUCAGAAAUUUAUAGAAGACUGCAAGCUCUACAAUGAUUCAAAACAAAGUUACGCUGUAUAUCGGUUCAAUAUUUCAAUAAAUCCUUCUGACAUCGUUGAAUUGGAUGCAGUUCUUGGAAAUUAUAUUUUACAUGAACCUUUGAAAGCUGCUCAACUUUUUCAAUCAGUUUGUUUUGUUGCUGUUAAAACUCUUAACUUAAUCGAACAAUUACAGACUGAAACUCAAAUUAAUAUAGUGCUGAAAUUAACACAUUUGCCUCUUCUGCCAAAUUAUGGGCUUGAUCUUUGUGAGUUUCCAUUUGAUUACCUGUCUCAGAGGUUUUAUAUGAUACAAGGAAUAAUAAUUGCAAUGACAACAGUAACUAAAUAUACACAAGGAGCAAGAUUCCUUUGUUCAGAUGAAACAUGCCCUCUUUCUGAAGGAUUUCGGUAUAUAAGAGUGCAUGUGCCUGGUGCCACAGAAUCUACAACAGUGAGAAGUGAUUUCUCCUGUAAUCUUUGUACUUCCCCACUUCGAGAAGACAGAAAAUUUAGAGUACUUGGUGAUAAACAGAUAGCUGAAAUAAUUACAACAAAGUCACUUACUGCUUUUCGAGGAUGUCCCAACAAUCAGCCAAUGAGAUUUCAGUCUCUUACAGUUUUCCUAAGAGAUGAAUUAAGCAAUAAAAUCAAAAUAGGAAGUGAAUAUAUAAUUGUUGGAAUUCCAACUUGUGUUAAAAACUCUUCACAAACCAUUGUUUGUAUAGAGGCCAACAGCAUAAAUUUGUACAGUCCAAAAGUGCCUUCUGGUAUUAGUGACAACUUCAGGUAUCUCCUGUCUUUUACUUCACACUCAUGCUGGAAAUUUACAGCCAUCCUAGCCAACAUUUUUGCAUCACAGAUCGUUCCUCCAGGGACUUACAACAUGUUAAAACUUUGUUUAUUGAUGAGUCUAGUACAGACAAAUGAUAGAAACAAGGAAGUUGAAGAUUGCCUGGACAUUUUAAUUGUAACAAGUGAUACAUUACUUGUAGACAGGCUUUUGAAUUUCUGUGUAUGUCUUGUGCCUCGAGGUAUACGUCAUCCAACAUCUAGUGAAAUUUUUCCUACUCUAUCCAGAGAUAAAUAUGGAACUGGAGUUGCUAGCAUUCAAGCUUGCAGUGCCUUACUAGCUAAAGAUGGUAUCUGCUACAUAGGAGAUUUGUUAUCACAUAGAAAAGAUAAACUUGAACUUCUUCAAUCUGUUUUAGAAAGCAGAAACAUUACAGUGUAUAUUCCUGGAAAGAAGUAUGGAGAUGGUGUUGAUCAGCAAGUUACUUUUUCAGUUCAAUCCAGUUUUUGGUCUUUUAUUGAUGUGGACUCAUCUUCAAAGAGACAUGUUCAUAGAAACAGCACUUUAAUUGGUCAAGUGGAUUUCAGUUUGAUUCCAGCUAACCUUAUGGAUGCAUUUGGAUUGUUGAUUUAUUGUAAUGAAUCAUCUCCUUGCCACCCAGUUCUUCCUUCUGUACAACAUAGUUUAAAAAAAGCCAUUGAUCCUGAAAAAGUGCUUUAUGAAACUUCUAAAAAGUUUACAGAACAAGAUUAUGAAAAGCUCAUUGCUUUUGCAAAGAAUCUACAUGUGGAGAUCAGUUUGGAGGCAGAAAAAAUGAUUCAUGGCUAUUAUCUAGCAAGUCGGAGAAUCAGAACAGAUUCUAUACAUGGAUCAAAGCUAUCGGCAUCAGCACUGAAAUGUUUAGUUUCUUUAUCUGAAGCACAUGCUAGGCUGAGUUUAAGGAAUAAGGUGCUUAAAGAAGAUGUCUUAAUUGCAGUUUUAUUAUUUGAAACAUCUCUGACACUGAAAUAUGGGGCUGCUGUAUUUUGUAUAGCUCCAAAUGCAUUAUUUCCAUUUGAUCUCUGUGACGAAGUGCAUUUAGAGGAAAGGGAUGCUUAUCUAAUUCAGUGCCAACAACAGCUUCAAGAAUUUAUUGAAGCAUAUGGACCAGGAUCAGUUAUUGCUACAAAUGAAGAGUAGUCUUGUUUGGUGAAAGUAUUUUUGGUUUAUUCUGGGAUUUGGUGGGGAAGGAGAGGGAAAGACUCUAAAUAAUGAUACUGUAUGUAAUGAUCAAAAUAUAGCAUGUAAUGACAAGGGCAUUACAAUUGACAAGUCAAAUGAAAAAGCAAAGUUACCACAUAUAACUCUGCAAGAGAAACAUUUCUGGAUAGUAUAACAGAGAAUGAAAGGGAUGAAAAUACAAAGUAGUGUUUUGUGAAAUGUUAUCAGAUUUUAAAAGUUGUAAUUUAUGAUCUCUACCACAAGAUGGAAACAUUUAAAUUGUGAAAUGAUUACACUUUGUAUUUACAUGAACAGGAGAAAAAUUCCUAAAGCUUAAAAUUUAUGGAAUUUUCAGGUACUGUUAGCUAAAGUACCAAAUAAAUGGAUUAAGAUCUUAGUUCUAGUUAGUCAUUAAAGUCUCAAAAAUAAUUCAUUAUGUAGAACCACCAGUUAAGACAAAAAUGUCAUUUAAAAACAUUAGGGCAUAUAACAAAAUUUAAAUCUCACCAUUAAAAGGGCUUCCAAAUAACUAAUUAUGGUUCCACCUAGAAAAACCAAAAUAAUGGUACCCUUAUUUUUUGGGAACCCUGACACAAGAUUUCACUGGCAGAAUUCUUUAAAAAUAUCUUUGUGGCUUCAAAGGCUAGUUUUCUAUGCAAGGGUAUGCAAUGUUCAGAUCUUUUGACAAUUUAAAUUCUCAUCUCAAUUCCUUUGAGCUUGAAUGACAAUACCAUAGAACUGUGCUUGCCCCCUUUAUGUGUUAGCUCUUCAGCUUUGCAAAGUUGAUUAUGUUGCACAAAUUAUUCUUUUUGUCUGUUGCUGUGCAUUUUGUUCUUAUGAACUUUUGUAAGCUUAAUUCCCAGAUUCAAUAAAAGAUUACUUUUGCACAAUUGUUGCAACAUUUUCUUUUCUCAAUAAUCAACUUACUUGAUAAGUGUUAAACUGUGGCUCAGAUUACAAGCUCCUUAACUUUUAAUAUGCUUUAUGAAGAUUUAUGGGAAUCAGAUCUUAGUGUUUAUGGGACGUUUUCAAAA
Messenger RNA from Sarcophilus harrisii (Tasmanian devil), 3172 nucleotides. It is a transcript of the gene MCMDC2, whose product is annotated as minichromosome maintenance domain containing 2. Bases 69 to 2117 code for a protein of 682 amino acids. The transcript has 14 exons. The record is from RefSeq and is a predicted model, not a curated record. Lineage: Eukaryota; Metazoa; Chordata; Mammalia; Dasyuromorphia; Dasyuridae. Gene Ontology annotation, molecular function: DNA binding; single-stranded DNA helicase activity; ATP binding. Gene Ontology annotation, biological process: double-strand break repair via break-induced replication.